Molecule: messenger RNA, 1783 nt
Organism: Hippocampus comes (tiger tail seahorse)
Lineage: Eukaryota; Metazoa; Chordata; Actinopteri; Syngnathiformes; Syngnathidae
Gene: hyal1
Product: hyaluronidase 1
Exons: 4
Coding region: 166-1470 (434 amino acids)
Biological process (GO): carbohydrate metabolic process; hyaluronan catabolic process
Cellular component (GO): cytoplasmic vesicle
Molecular function (GO): hyalurononglucosaminidase activity
Source: RefSeq, a predicted model, not a curated record
CACGACCUCACAUCUGUUUUUGUACCGCUUCCCUUUUUCCUGUGCACAGUAUUAUUCCAGUCACGAGACUUGUGUUUUUUGUUUGUUUGUUUUUUCCAGCAUGAGUUCAUUCGACUUGAAAAAGUAUUAAUUUAUCCACUCAAAUACUUUCUAUCGAAUGCAGGCAUGAGUUGCUUUCAUCCUAUCCCGCUGCUCUGGUUCAUCUUAUUUAGUAACCUUCCAGGCGUCACCAUGGCGCCAUCGUCCAUUUCCCAUUUGCCCUUUUCGAGUGUGUGGAACGCCCCCUCGGCCGCCUGCCUCUCCCAGUAUGGCGUGGAUCUCGACCUCGGCACGUUCAGUAUCGACCAGAACCAAAACCAGACUUUCAUGGGUGACGACAUAACCAUCUUCUACACAGACAAGCUGGGUGUGUACCCGUACUAUAGCCAAGGCAAGGCCGUAAACGGCGGUGUGCCGCAGAACGCCAGCCUCGAUGAGCACCUGAGGGCAGCGAGAAAUGACAUCCACAAGUACAUCCCUGAUGGGGAUUUCCAGGGCUUGGCUGUGGUAGACUGGGAAAGCUGGAGGCCAGUGUGGGAGAGGAACUGGGACACCAAGCAGGUGUACUGGGAAGGAUCACGAGCACUGGUCCGGUCCAGGCAUCCAGACUGGAAACCUGCGCAGGUGGACGCUUUAGCCCAUGUUGAGUUUGAGGCGGCGGGCAGAAAGUUCAUGGAGGAGACGCUGAAAAUGGGUCAGAAAGAGCGGCCUGGUGGACUGUGGGGCUUCUAUGGAUUCCCCAACUGCUACAACUACUACAAAAGCAGCAACUACACAGGCCAGUGUCCCACAGUGGAGUCCAAGAGGAAUGACAAGCUGACGUGGCUGUGGAACGUCUCGUCUGCGCUCUAUCCCGACAUCUAUCUCAGCCAGGAGCUGCGAAGCCUCGACCAGGAGGUGUCGCUCUAUGCUCGUCACCGCAUCCUGGAGGCCUUCAGAGUGGCGGCGCCACCUCGGCCCAUUAUUCCCUACGCCACCAUUGUCUACACCUACUCGUUCCAAUUUCUCUCCCAGGAGCAUCUGGUCUACACUGUCGGAGAGAGCGCUGCCUUGGGAUCUGCAGGGGUUGUGCUCUGGGGUGACCAUGUUUUCUCCAAAUCUAAGGCCUCAUGCGACGCCGUUAAGUGGUACAUAGACGAGACCCUGGGUCCAUAUUUGGUCAACGUGACGUCGGCGGCCGUCCUCUGCAGUCGUGCCCGGUGCUCAUCCAGGGGCAGGUGCGCCAGGCGGGACGCCGAGUCGCAAGUCUACCUCCAUCUCCACCCCUCUCACUGGAAGUUGACUUCUGAGAGGAGGAUGCAGGGCGGGCGCCACUACACGGUCCAAGGACGGCUCAGCACGCAGGAGGAAAUGUUGAUGAUGUCCCGCUUUGAGUGCAAGUGCUACCCGGGAUGGGUGGGCGACAAAUGCGCCACGCCUCGGCAUAGAUAAACGCCUAUCCAGUAAGUGAUUAUGACAUUUAUGGAACAAGUUUGCCAGCAUUUCAGUACAUAUGUACUCUCUUACUGCACUUCUCUAAUGUUUUUUUUUUCUUUUAAUGGUUUCUACCAGAUUACACCAUUUGUCAAUUUGUGGAGCUAUUUCGUGUCACAUUCUUAGUUUCUUUCAGUGGUGUGUAUUAGCUUACUGCACUCUAAUGGUGAAAAUGAAAAAAAAAUGUCAAAAGUGGAGGUACCCUUUUCUGAAAAUGGAGGAAAGACAAUAUAAGCAUUAAACUCGUGGAGGCUGCACUUAAUGUGCAUCA